AUGUUUACUCCAGAAGACUCCAUAGAAGAAUGCAAAGAAGCAUUUUAUCUCUACGAUCGACGAGGAGACAAAAAAGUUGAAUCAAGCCAGAUGGGAGAAGUUAUGCGAGCCCUUGGCACAAAUCCAACCGAAGGAGAAAUUGCAAAAAUAAUUCGCAGUCUCGAUCCUGCUGGAACUGGAGCCAAGAGAGUUAGCUUCGAAGAAUUCUUUCCAAUUUAUCAAAAUCUGCGUGAUAGGCAGAAAAAACGUGGAGGUAAGUUUUAUAUCACAAGAGUUUAUAUUCAUUGCCGCCUUGCUUCAGGAAGUGAGCUUAACUUAAAUAUUUUUUCUGAUUUUAUUGUUCCGUAUCGCAUUUGUGUUUGAUAACUCUUCAGCGGCAAACUAAUACUAAGAUAAUCCUUUUUUUCUUUAAGCGAACUGUGCUUAUGAUUUUCAGGCUCAAAGCUUGACGAAUCGAUAGCAAAAGCUAUAGCGUACCUUAGCUUCCUUUAUACUACCUAAUAACAAAAAUAUAAGUUACUUAAUAUGCAUUGAAAAAUUAAAAUAAAAACAGAAUCAGAAAUAAGCUCAACAUUUUUGUCGCUCUUCAUUGAGAAUGGGAACUAUUUUGAUUCUCUUUAAGAAAGCUUGAAAUAAUGAAGUCAUAUCCGAUCUAGUAAAAAAUAUAUAUAUAAAUAGCUGUAAAUAAAAAGAAAUGACUAUCGUUUAUUACGUUUCCAGCAAGUUUAAAAGUUACGUCGAUUAGCGUGGCCUUGAUAUGAGUUUUAGGAAUUAAGUAUAUCUAGCCUCAUGAGAAAGGUGGAAAUGACUUGGAAAAUAAUUACGCGCGGAGUUUAAGGCUAAUUUAUUGAUUUCAAAAAAGGAAUAAAUAAAAUCAAUAUUUUCAGGACAGUCUGGGGUACUGGGUACUCUGGGAUAUUUACAUGUAAUCGCUCGUGAUAGACACGCAGCCAGUGCAAGUCACGUGUAGAUCGUCAUCUGUGUAAUUUGGGUUAGGAUUUGUGUUUUAAAGAGCACACAUUGCCACACUCACCAUAGAAAAUAAAAAAGUCAUUUUGCUUUCAAGUAUUCUCUGCAUCAUGAUUGUCAAAAAUCGAGCUGCAUGUUCAAAUUCAACGCUGAGGUUGAUGAAACGGCAGUUAGAACUUUGGUGUGGUGUUUGCCUGAUGACUAGUUUCCAGUCGCCCUAAUAACCAGUUUCUUUGAAAAAUCAGGAUUAAAUUCAAACAGUUCUGCCAAAAACUUUAUUGUCGUUGCUUCCAAGACGCCAAAGAUCUAUCUAUAUAGUGUGUGGGUGUGUCUACAAGCUCCUCUUUUAAUAACCAAUCUCCCUUUCAAGGCUCUCAGGAGCUGAAAUUUAACAACCCCUUGUCCUCGUUUUUGGUAAUUUGAAAUUUCUUUUAUCCUUCUACGGGUUUUCAAGCGUAAUUCACAUUUUAAAAUAGGUUCAUGUAUUUUAUUUUUAGUUGAUCCGGAGUAUUUCAUCGAAUGCCUUCGAGUGUUUGAUCGCAACUGUAAUGGAUUAGUUAACGCGGCAGAGUUGCGUCACGUGCUCUGUAGCCUUGGUGAUAAACUG
Messenger RNA from Porites evermanni, 1576 nucleotides. The record is from the annotation of a GenBank genome assembly. Lineage: Eukaryota; Metazoa; Cnidaria; Anthozoa; Scleractinia; Poritidae.